Messenger RNA from Cololabis saira (Pacific saury), 2603 nucleotides. RefSeq names its product ring finger protein 208 (gene rnf208). Lineage: Eukaryota; Metazoa; Chordata; Actinopteri; Beloniformes; Belonidae. Gene Ontology annotation, biological process: protein ubiquitination. The coding region runs from base 1479 to 2255 and encodes 258 amino acids. Gene Ontology annotation, molecular function: ubiquitin protein ligase activity. The transcript has 2 exons. The record is from RefSeq and is a predicted model, not a curated record.
CAGAGCGUGUGUGUGCAUGUAUGUGUGAAAGCACUGCGCAUGUGUGACUGUGAGGUGCACCGACUAAAGCAGACGGCAGAGAAGAAAGCAGGAAUGAACGACAGCUGAGAGAUGACAGCAGAGGAGUGGGUGAAAAAGAGAAGAAAGAGGUUUACCUAAGAACCAGAACAAGGCAGGGCAAAGCAAGGAAGAGAAGGAAGUCUAUGAUAGAUCAGAAUCUCACAUCACUGCACAGAAUAAUCUGAAUAAUUUUCAAGAAGAAGAAGGGAAAAAACGGGGAAUGGUGAAGAGAUAUCAGAGAGAGAUGCUCAGACGCAACCCAGAAGACAAGGAGCAAGCUUAAGAAAUUGAAUGACGAGGAUUGUGGAGAGAGGAGACGAAGAGGAGGAAGGAUGCUGAGAUCGAUGACAGCAGCCUGAUGUAUCCACCUUACAAUAGGUCCCUCCAUCUUACCUCUCCUCCAUGUUGUUGGUGCCUCUACAAUGAAAUGGACAGUGUAUCCUUCCACUGACACGACAUAAAGAAGACGAAAGGGUUUAUAUCAUCAUAGGAAAACUUUGAAACCAAGAACAGGAGCAAGCAGGAGAAACGAAGAGACUGCAACAAGACAAGUGCGUAGGCACAGGUAGUUGGACCAAAGAACUCAAAGAUAUCGUGAAGCACGUUAUGGGAUACUGAGGAGCACAAAGACAUUUGUCUCUUAUCACAUUUUCUGCUUAGUUUUGAAGAAAAAACUAUUCACUCCCAACUUUGAGGAAUUCAAGGAGCUUAGGAGUGUGAAGGAGUGAUUCCAACUGCUUUCAAACAAGACCUCCUCCCUCCUUCUUAUCAGCAUACUCAAGGAAAGAGGUCACACAAAGUCUCCUGCCCAAGCUGGACUGAGAGUAUUAAGACUGAAGGUUAUUCUUUCUUUUUCAUACACUGAAGUAUAUAUAACUAAACCACAGUUAUAAACAGGAAGCUAAGCGGUCGUUGGUGAAAUUAAACUCGGUGAGUGCAGACAUCCCCCAACCUAUAGAGGUUUUGUAUAUAUGUGAAUAUUUGUUCCUGUAAAAUGUAGUUAACUGAACAUGAACACAUAUUUGUGCUAAAGUUUUACAGAUCUCUGUGAGCUCUGUGAAUAACCAUCAGAGACAUCGUAAGGACAUCUGCAUUGCUAGAAAAGCCUACAUUCAAGGAGUCAACACUUUCUAGGGACUACAAAAAGAACUGUUUACGUAACAAUUAGCCCAAAAUUGUGUUACUCUGGCUGAGCUCUUCAUUAAGUCUCCCCCUCAUAAAGACUCAGGCUGACAAGAGCACCUGCCUGAGGAGAUCUUUGAAGCAAACAUGGAGGGAAUCAUCCGUCCCCAUGUGCCCUGCAAUGGCUGACUUCAACAAAGGAGUCUAAUCUUCUUCCACUUGUGCACAACCGGGCGGGGUGUCCGUCCCUGAUCAGAGACACAGUUCUUCUCUCUUAUAUCUCCAUAAGUGUGUGAAUGUCCUGUCUCAGGCGUCAGCCCAUCACCAUCCCCAUGGACACCGUCAAGAUCAUUCAGUCGGAAAAGUUUCCCAGAGAGUGCCCUGUGCCCGUCACCCAGCCAUGCUAUGCCCCGCCACCCAGAGUGGCAUGGGACGGUGGCGGUGAAGGUGAAAUCAUCGUCAACCAGGCUUGCAGUGACCUGACACUGGACAAAGCAGGGCCGCCGAGGCCGAUGGUGUCCCCUCCGGCCCCCGUGAUGCGCAGGGAGCAGAGCUUCCUGGCGCAGCGCAAAGCCAGUGCCCACGAAAUCUGCUACCACCAGUUCCACUACAAGAUGGAUGACGUCAUAGUCAAUCAGUAUGUGCUGCGUUCCUCUUCCACGUCCUCAUCCACUUCUUCUUCCUCCUCCUCAGGGCCCGUCAUGCCCUGCGAGCCCCUGGACUGCCCCACCUGUGGUCACACUUACAACUUCGCCGGAAAGCGCCCACGUAUUCUCUCCUGCCUGCACUCGGUGUGUGAGGAGUGCCUGCAGAUCCUCUAUGAGUCCUGUCCCAAGUACAAGUUCAUCUCCUGCCCCACAUGCCGGCGUGAGACGGUGCUGUUCACUGACUACGGUCUGGCUGCUCUGGCCAUCAACACCAGCAUUCUGAGCCGCUUGCCCUCUGAUCCUAACGGGCCUGUGCAGUGGGGUGGGGAGGCCGACCGCAGCUGCUACCAGACUGUGCGUCAAUACUGCCAGUCAGCCUGCACCUGCCAGAUCGCCAACCCCUUGUCCUCCUGUGGGAUCAUGUAGACAUGGGGGAGGCACUGCAGGCAUGACUCGACGCCGCUCCCCAUCACCACCAAUCUUCCUUUCUAUAAGCUAAACCCAAUUUGCCAACCCCUUCUCUCACACAUACAGUAAAUAAAUCCCUCCAUAGAUGUUAUCUCUAUAUUUCAUAGCACAGAUGGAUGCUGUGUGGGACUAAAGGAUGCUGGUUCUUCAGUAUAUAGUAAAUAAAUGUAUUUUAUGUAUGGACUGGAAACCUAUCCACCUUCUCGUUUGGUUGGACGUGUUUGUCAUGACAUCUCUUUACAUGGGAAUGCCAGGGGUGGUCUGUUCCCCCAAUUUAGGUGAAUAAAGAUUACAUAAAUUAAACAA